Molecule: messenger RNA, 5146 nt
Organism: Psammomys obesus (fat sand rat)
Lineage: Eukaryota; Metazoa; Chordata; Mammalia; Rodentia; Muridae
Gene: Mapda
Product: adenosine deaminase like
Exons: 12
Coding region: 507-1577 (356 amino acids)
Biological process (GO): inosine biosynthetic process; adenosine catabolic process
Molecular function (GO): adenosine deaminase activity
Source: RefSeq, a predicted model, not a curated record
UCCCCGCCCGGCGCUCACGGCCUUGCGGGCCCAUGACCAGAAGCCCCCACAGAGCACAGCACUCACCGGGCUCCGGCUCCUCCGCUUCCGGGCGCGCGUGUGCGUCACUUCCGCUCAGGGCGCGCUUCGCCGGAAACCGCGAGAGACUCCUCGCACACACCCCCAGUUAGAUUCUCCCGCGAACGCUCUCUCUGCUUCGGUGACGGCUCUUGUGUUGGGAGCUCGAGUUACUACAUUUCUAUAGGAAGAAACAAGCAAACUUGUGUAGGUCCUCGUAUUUGAGAACAUUUUUAGGUUAACUUGACAUUAUCCAGUAGAUAUGUUAAAGGAACUAACAAGGAGGUGAAACUGACCCCAAACCUACACAUAAGAUCAAGUCUUGUUAAAAUAUGUAUAAAAGUAAGACAAUCUGAAGAAAGUCCAGUGCCUCAGAAAUCCUGACUUUGAUAAGGUGUAUCGUCCAAGCCAGGAGUAAGAGUGAAGAGAAAUCUUUGCCUCCUACUAAAAUGAUGGAGGCAGAAGGACAGCAGUGGCCAUGGAAGACAGACUUUUACAUGCAAUUGCCAAAAGUGGAGCUUCAUGCCCACUUGAAUGGCUCCAUUAGUGCCAGUACCAUGAAGAAAUUAAUAGCCAAGAAGCCACAUCUUAAUGUUCACAGUCACAUGACCAUGAUUGACAAGGGAAAGAAAAGGACUUUAGAAGAAUGCUUCCAGAUGUUCCAAGUUAUUCAUCAGCUUACUACUAAUGCUGAGGAUAUCCUAAUGGUCACAAAAGAUGUCAUUAAGGAAUUUGCAGAUGAUGGUGUCAAGUACCUGGAGCUGAGGAGCACACCCCGAGGAGAAAAUGCUACGGGAAUGACUAAGAGGUCUUACGUGGAAUCCAUACUUGAAGGCAUAAAACAGUGCAAACAAGAAAACUUAGAUAUUGAUGUUAGAUAUCUGAUGGCAAUUGACAGAAGAGGUGGCCCGAGAGCAGCCAAGGAGACCGUUGAACUCGCUAAAGAGUUCUUCCUUUCUACUGGGGAUACAGUUCUUGGCCUUGACCUCAGUGGAGACCCUACUGUAGGACAAGCAAAAGACUUCUUGGAACCUCUUUUAGAAGCUAAAAAAGCAGGCCUGAAGUUGGCGUUGCAUCUUGCAGAGAUUCCAGAUAAUGAAAAAGAAACACAGAUGCUACUGGAUCUGCUUCCUGACAGAAUUGGGCAUGGGACAUUCCUCAACUCCUCUGUGGGAGGGUCCCUGGAUCAGCUGGACUUUGUGAGACAACACCGGAUACCUCUUGAACUUUGUUUGACCUCAAACAUCAAAAGCCAGACAGUUCCUUCUUAUGACCAGCAUCACUUUGGAUUCUGGUACAGCAUUGCUCAUCCUUCUGUGAUCUGUACCGAUGAUAAAGGUGUUUUUGCAACAUACCUUUCUCAAGAAUAUCAGCUGGCAGCGGAAACAUUUAAUUUGACCCCAUCUCAGGUGUGGGAUCUGUCUUUUGAAUCCAUCAACUACAUCUUUGCUUCUGACAACACCAGGGCUGAACUGAGAAAGAGAUGGAACCACCUGAAGCCCAAAGUGUUACACUUCUAAGCUGUGAUGAGGCAAACUACUUUUGAGUAUGUAAUGUAACCAAGAUCUUCUUGCCACAUCCCACUCCGUGAACUGUCCAAUACUUGCCCUGAGCAGCCAAAUAUAUAUGGGGUCUUAACUCCACACCGUCAUAUGCUGAGUGCUCAGCAAGAGCCCUGAGGUCUUGCAUGGCUUUACCUCCAUGCUGCUUGCUGGAGGGUUGUUUGUUAACAGAAUCCCUCAUUCCACUAGUGACUUUCUUCUUUCACUUUCACUCCUUCUCCAAAGUGACCAUAAAACUUCUGGGAAGUUGAAGCUGUAUGUCUACGGGGAAACCUGUAUGUUUUGUUAGGUUUAAUCAGAUUCCUUCCACUUCCUUUUACCCUUUCAAGUAUUAUUUCUCAAGGCUGUUAUGUCAGAUCACGUUGCACACCCACAGCAUUUGUGUGAGUGCCUAGUUGUAAGGUGGCUCUGUAGUAACAGAGCUAGGACCUGGCUUUGCCCUCCUCAGAGUAUCUUUAGAAAUCUAUAAAAGGGGUUGAAGUAAUUACUUCAGUGUAAGAAAAGGAAAGAAUUGCUGUCUCAAAGUGAGAAAGGUGCCUGGCUGGAGCUUCUGUUUUAAAAUCAGCUUCUAUUUGGCUUCCUUUGUGUAAGCUACCAGGACUUUUACUUAAAAGACCUUUUUAGUAAUGGUAGCUGUAAACACAUUUUCCUCAUGCACCCCACUUUCCAAAAUAAUGACUGAGGAUUAAAUAUAUUUACAAAAGCCUUGGCCAUUAUAGCUAGGCAUGCUCCCUGACUUGCUCAUAACUAAUGUCCCAUCAUUAUUCUAAGUUCUGCCACGUGGCUAGUUACCUCUGCUCAGUUUCAUAUGUCUAUCUUCAGAGUUUUGGGGCAUAUCUCCCCUCUGACUAUCUCUCAGAGUUUAUCUCUCUUUCCAGAGCUCCCACCUUCUUAUUUCUGCCUCAGCUCACAGGUCAUUAGCCGUUUAUUGAUGGGUGAUGCUUCCACACAGACACAAGACAUUCCUUCUAUAGGCAUUAUUGUGGCUUCCCUAGAAGAAUCCUGAUUCUUAGAUCUCCUAUGACCCUAUGCCCACAUGAUGGUCCACAGGCACAGGCUUACAUAAAUACAUAUAUACCAUGGCCACUUUAGCCAAUGACAAGGGACAACUAAGAUUGGCUCUGAAUGGUAAGAAAGACUUUAACAGAUAACAAAUGUCCUGGUUAGCUUUUUGUUGUUGUUUUUUUGUGUGUGUGUGUGUUUUUUUUAACUUGACACAAGUUAGAGUCAUUUGGAAAGAGGACCCUCAGCUGAUAAAUGCUCCCACCAGAUUGGCCUUAUCAGUGCUUGAUCAGUGUGCCCUUCUCACAGAGGGUAAUGUCACCCUUCAGCAGGUGGUUCUGGGUAGAAUAAGAAAGGAAAUUGAGCAAGCCUUGAGGAGCAAGGAAGUAGGCAGCACUCCUCGAUUGCUUCAGCUUCAGUUCCUGCGUCAGUUUCCCAGGAUGAUGGACUACAAAUAAAAGGAGGAGAUGAACCCUUUCUUCCUCAAGUAGUUUUGGUUAUGGUGUUUUAUCAUAAAAUGUGCUGUGCUGGGGAAUUGAAUACAGGGUCUUGCACAUGCUAGGCAAGUACUCUACUGAGCUACAUCUUUACCCUCAAUGUAGGUGUUUAUAGUCUUCAAAGUGUUAUAGAAUAAAACUGACACAAAACUAAAGUGUAAAAUAUAUUCAAUGAGAAAAUAUGGGAAUAGAAUAACAGUGCUAGGGAAAUCCGAGAGCAGAUGACAAUAUUGUUUUACUAAUGCACAUUUCUCUGCAUGCCUCUUCCGCAAGACUGUAGAUGGUACAGGGUUAGAGGCCUAGACCUCUUGUUCUCCCUUAGUGCCGUCUCUUGGGCUUCCUUUUGGUUCUCUCCAUCCUCAGCAAUGGCAGAGGCUAUUUGGGCAGUAUUUGUUUGUGAGGUAGUCUGAGAUAAACUGGGUUUCCCUCUAGUAAUAGUGUUCACACUGUUUCUUUUGUAUACUCUUCUCAUUUCUAAGUUAAUGGGUUGGUCCUGUAUAAUUUAAAAUCUUGCCCGGUUAGCUUUGAUUUUAAUUUGCUCCUUUGCCCACAAUGUAAAGAUCUAGACAGGUCACUUAUAAUAACAAGAAGAAAAAAAAAUCAGAGAAUUUAUUUUCCUGCCAUCCACUGUUUGAUCAUAAGAACUUUAACCAAGCUAAUAAUUUUAUAUAAUUUGCAUAUAUAAAAUCUGCACUGAAAUACCUAAAGAAAAACAGAGCACUUUAUGUACAUAGCUUUUAUUAACAUGAUAGCCCUGAGAGGCAGACUAGAUAUAAACAUGAUUCCGCUUUACAGGAAGAGACACAGAAGCAGUUUAACAUAUACACAAGACAUUUGGAACCAUCUGUCUGCUAAUACCCUAAAGCUUUUUUCACAGUGCUAUACAUAGACAGAUUAAUACUAAAGAUAAUAAUCCCAUUUUCCUUGACAUCGUAACUCACUUCCAGAGCUAUCUCAGAUCCUGAGGCCCUGAGUCAGACAGGGGUUUCUUGCACCUUCUUGCUUCAUGGGCAGCAUAACUGAGAUACCAUUUUCCCUUAAUUGCUGUUAGUUCUUUGUUUAGAAUUCCUUAAUAGCAGAACCCUAAUUAAUUUCUCAUCCUAAUAAAUUUUAGAAUAGUCUAUAUCCUCACUACUAUCUCAGAUCUUAAUCUAGCCAUGGAUAUUUUAAUAAAUGUGAGAAUUAGUUGUUCCAGGUCUUGGCCAUCUGGCCAUGUUCACCUUUUCUCUGACCUCAUCAAAGUAUCUUCAAUAGAUAGUAAUUUCUGUUGUUUAUCUCCCAAAUGAGCUAAUCUCUUAAAACCUAUUUUUUCCUGUCAUCAGUAAGCAUGGCACAGUACAACUCAGCGUCUCCCUCUAACAUUCCCUGUCUCUGCUAAGUUGAUUCUCAGCCUGUUGUACAGCUAUAUCAUGCAUUCAUUAUUUUUUUCCUCCUUUGAGCUUUAGUGAACUUAAUAUCUUCUGUCCUUUGCUUUGCUUUUUUCCCAUUUCCUUAUUCUCCUAGCACCAAUUUUACAACUAGUUUGGAAAAAUCUGUCCCACUCUAAUUUACCUAGUUACUUUCCUUCCUUUGAAUGCUUACUGUUUCCUGAAAAAAUGCUUUCCAGAUUUUUUUUCAGAGCAAGUUAGGUUGAAACUUAUGUCUUGUGUAGUAAUACUACUAAGCUUACGAAAUUUCUUUUAAAACAGCUGUAGCCUGUCAUGGUAAUGCACACCUUUAACCCUAGCACUUUGAAGACUGAAGCAAUUGGAUCUCUGUGAGUUCAAGUCCAGUGUAAUCUCCAUCGUGAGUUCCAGGUCAACCAGGGCUACAUAGUGAGACCCUGUCUUUAAAAAAUAGUAAAUGUUGCGACAUAUAUUUGUGCCCAUUUGUCCAUGUACUUUUGUUUCCCAAUAUAAGGACAAGGGUCUUUCCCCUGUACUGUACAGGGCUUAUCAUACAUCUCUAAAUAUAUGGGAAUUAAUUCAAUACCAUUUGAUUGUGAAAACCUGUAAUUACUUUUGUGUUUAAGUAAAUACUUUUACCGUG